CUGCGCGCCUACAACUCCCAUCAUGCUUCAUCUGUGAUUGCGAAGCUCCUCGCAGAAAUCGGCGGCUCGACUUUUCACCUGUGCUCACAUUUUCCUUAAUAGAGUUCCUCGGCAGGUCUCUCGUCUUUCCCCGGAGCUCUUGGAUCCCAGAAACAAGGACGCCAAGGCUGAAACGCAGAGACCCUCAAGGAGGCGUGGCUUCAGGACCGGAAGAGACUCCUGUUGCCAAGGGAACGCCGCGCCCCAAGGCGCCUGCUCAGCCCCUGAUGCUCUUGCUGAGGCUGAAGCUGCCAGUUUCCCCAACUAGUAGAGGCGGCUUUGCCCAAGACAAGGGAUCUUUCCGAUGGAGUCCUAGAGAGGAAGGCUGAGGCACUUCCGUACCAGAUUUCCUUCUCAGAAGCUGAUACUAGCGAGUGCAUCCAUUCCGGUUCCUCACAAGCUCCUGGGCCCUCCAGACCAGCCUCAAGAUCAGAUUAGCAAAUAUUGAAAAAUUAACCAUAACCUGUGUUGAUAAAAGGAAUAGAAAGCUUCAUCCACUGUUGCCACUUUGUAUAUAUUGGAAUAACAGUAUGGGAUUGCUAGACCGACUUUCAGGUUUGCUUGGCUUGAAGAAGAAAGAGGUUCAUGUUUUGUGCCUUGGGCUGGAUAACAGUGGCAAAACAACAAUCAUUAACAAACUUAAACCUUCAAAUGCUCAGUCUCAAGAUAUAGUUCCAACAAUAGGAUUCAACAUAGAGAAAUUCAAAUCAUCCAGUUUGUCUUUUACAGUGUUUGACAUGUCAGGUCAGGGAAGAUAUAGAAAUCUCUGGGAGCACUAUUAUAAAGAAGGACAAGCCAUUAUUUUUGUCAUUGAUAGUAGUGAUAGACUCAGAAUGGUUGUGGCCAAAGAAGAGCUCGAUACUCUUCUGAAUCAUCCAGAUAUUAAACACCGUCGAAUUCCAAUCUUAUUCUUUGCAAACAAAAUGGAUCUUAGAGAUGCAGUGACAUCUGUAAAAGUGUCUCAGUUGCUGUGUUUAGAGAACAUCAAAGAUAAACCAUGGCAUAUUUGUGCUAGUGAUGCCAUAAAAGGAGAAGGAUUGCAAGAAGGUGUAGACUGGCUUCAAGAUCAGAUCCAGUCUGUGAAGACAUGAAAAGAUAGGAUCUAGAAACCUCAACAAUUUUGAAUCUAAGGAAUAUAUUUAAUAUAAACUGAGUACAUUAAAAUCUUUUAAAGGUGUGUGUGCAUCCAGGAAUACUUUAUAAUAUUCUGUUUGCAUUAAUGGACUUUGAAGAGCUUUUUAAGACCAUAGGAAUUUCAGGUAUGCUAAUCUGGCUAUUUGUUACAUAAAAACUAAAUCUUUCCUCAAAAGGAAUCCCUAGAAUUAUCAACUUUUUGGUAAAGGUCUACAUUUGAUUGUAAUCAGAAUAUUUGAAAGAGUUAUGAGCCAUCUCAAUAUCCCAUCAUGAUUUAUGAUCUUUAAUGUAUUUUAUUUUUGUCUUUUUAAAUAUGUAGUUUAUGGUAUGAUUUUUUAGUAUGAAUUGUGCUUUUGAAAAUAGCUUUAAAUAUUUAUAAAGGACCAUGGAUAAUUAAUAUAUAUUAAUUUUUUAGUAUGUGUCACUAUCAAUAAAACAAAAAAGGCAGCUUACCAACUUGCAUGGUUUGUUUUUGCUGAAAAAAAAUAAUAUUGUGUAAUGUGGUAUUUGGUGUUUUACUGCCAACAUUUGUACAUAAUAUGAGGCCAAGAUAAACAAAAUUUUUUUUUUCAAUGUGUUUUAGACAUCUCUACCCUGAACAGUCAGGCAUAGUCCCAAAGCAAUGGUGAUACAAAAUAUGUUAAGUCAUUCCUUAUUUUCACAGAACUUAAAAUAUAAUGAGGGAGAAUCUGAGCACCUUUUCAAACAUGGCAAAUAAUUUCAUUUUAUUAGCUGAAUGAAAAUAUCACAUCUUUAGAUUUAAAGUAAAACAGGAAAUUAAUGUUGGACUUUAACAAUUAUCAUAAAUUGUUUUUUCCUUUAAAAUGCCUCUGUGUUGGUCACUUUUCUGUUACUGUAACAAAAUUUCUGAGAUAAUCAAUUUUUUAAAAAGGAAUAGUUUAUUUUGACUCACAGUUUUGGAAAUUUCAGUCAGUGACUAGCUCCAUUGCUUUUGGGCCUGUGUCAGAGCAUCAUAAGGGGAGUAUGCCACAGAAGCUACUCACCUCAUGGAAACUCCGAAGCAAGAGAGUAAGAGGAGAGUCUUUGGUCCCAGUAUCAAGUGCACACCCAGAAGGACCUCACUUCCUUCCCCUAUGCCUCACCUUCAAAGGUUCUACUACCUCCCAGCAGCACCAUGGUCUGAGAUCUAAGCCUUCAAUACAGGGGCCAAUGGGAGACAUUUGAGAUACAAACAAUAGCAGCCUCCAAAUGACUAUAGUAGUACCUUGUUAAAAUAUGCCUACACAGACUUGAAAGUAAGCUGCUAUAUAAAUGCUCUUUGGAAUUUUAGACAUCUCAAGCUCACUAGUUGUGUUACUUUUCACAACUUAAAGACCACUUAAAUUGUGAACUAUAAAUACAAGAUUUUGUUUUAAAUUAAUCACUGAGAAACAGUUCAUAGAUCAGUGGUGUCAAUCCUGAAAACAUUAAAUAUAAAGAAAAGCAAUGGAAUGUAUAAUAUCUUAAACAUCCUUAGCUAUGAGAAUGAUAAAAACAGAAAGAAAUACAGAGGGUUAAUAAUACAAAUGUGUUUUAGUAACCACAAUAGUGUUUUUUUUAUAACAGAAUUCUUACUAACUUUAAAACUACAGUAAAAGUUCUAUAAUACAGUUUCUCAAAAUCCAGAAAUACCAGCAAUCUUAUAUUUGUCAAACUGAAAGUUAUUCAGAAUAUUCCAAUGGUCCAACAUUUUGCCAACAUCUCAUAAAUUUUUUGAUAAGGAUAAAAAUGAUCAUUGAUCUAGAGUUGCCUCAAAUAUAGAAAAGACAUUAUGAUGAAAACACUGAAUGUGAUUUUUUAAAAACUGAUAUAACUAAUUUAUAGGAUAGAAAAAGACAUUCAAAUCCUUACCUACCAUAAGAAAUAGUAACAUGGGUUGGGGUUUAUGCUCAGUGGUAGAGCAUUUGCCUAGUGUGUGUGAGGCUGUAAGGUGCUAGGUUUGAUUCUUAGCACCACAUACAAAUAAAUAAAAAUAAGUGUCCAUUGACAAUUAAAAUAUAUAUUUUAUAAUUAUAUAAUAUAUAUAAUAUAUUUAUAUAAUUUAAAAGAAAAUAGUAACAACAGUAAUAAUUAUCACUAUAGGAAUACAAAAUCAUGAAUCAGAUAUUAUUACACAUUCAGAAUUUUGCACUAUUUAAUCCUCACAAUAACGUUAUGUGGUUAAGUUCUGUUAUUUGUUAUAUGGAUUAGGAAACUAGAACUUAAAGUGGUUAUGUAACUUGCUGCAGGUCACAGCUAGUAAAUGGUGUUACUGAAAUUCAGUACCCCACAAUCUGUUUAAGAGGGAUGAGUCAAGAGAAUUAGUAUAGGUAUUAGGAGUACAGAUUUAUCUGCCCCCCAAAAUGACUAAAAUGUCUGAGAAGACCAGGAUGGAGCCAUACUAUGAAAGUCAGAGGCCAGGGACUACUGUCUGUUUUUCACUUUUUUCUUUUGUUUGUUUGGUGGUGCUGGGGAUCGAACCCAGGGCUUUGUGCAUGCUAGGCAAGCACUGUACCAACUGAGCUAUUUCCCCAACCCUCACUUUUUUCCUUUUUGUUUUAAGGCUAUUAAUACUAUUUAUAUUUUAAACUCUGAGCAUAAAUGACUUUGAUAAAAAUAAUUCUCAAAGCUAUUUUGAUGCUAAGUAAAUUCUCUACAAGCUAUGUUAACUGAAACUGUUAUGUAUGUUUUUUCAGAAGGAGGAAAAGUACUGACUCUUAUUUCUAUGAUCUCCAAAAUCUAGGUUAUAGUUUACAGAUAUCUAUCCCUGAUCUACAUUUUUGUGUAGAAAUUCUGUAGAAGUAAGUUGAGUAACAAUACAGAUGUGUGUACAAACCAAAAUUAUUGCAUUUCUAUUUAGCAUAUAACUAAAACAUACCUUACAAAAACUGAAACAAGUGUUUUAUUUUCAUGUUUGGACACCACUGUAUUAUAAAGUUUAGUUCAUUAAGCUCUGCAUUUGAAUAUAACACCUUGUAAAAUGUUCAAACCUUAUAUUUAAUGUUUUACGUUUAAAUAUUUGUAUGUGGCCUUACUAAGCCUGUGUUUUAUGAAUAACAAAAGGGCUGAGUUUUAUAUAUUUGUUUUCUAUUUAGAAACUGUCUACUAAAAAUAAUGGAUUAUCUUCUAAUUACUUUAAGGUUUUUUUCUCCCUUAAGAUUUUGGCACACAAGUGUUGUGUUAUAUGCAGUUAUCCUUGAGAAUACUUGUCUUUAGUUUCAGCUACUAUAACAAAGUACCAUGGACUUGGUGGCUGAUAAAGUGGGAAAAUUUUACUUCCCACUAUUCUGAAGGCUGGGAGUCUGAGAUCAGAGUGCCAACAUUAUAAAGUCUUGGUGAGAGCCCUCUUCCCAUUACAGAGUUCUUCUCAUGUGGUGGAAAAAGGCAAGAGAACUCUUUGGGUCCCUUUUAUCAGGGCAUUAACUCUAUUAUAUCCUUAUGUGACUCCACCCUAUAACCUAAUUACCUCCCAAAGGCCUUACCUCCUAAUAUCACAUUUGAGGUUGGGAUUUCAAAAUAGGAAAUUUGGAAGAAUACAAACAUUCAGUCUGUUUUAAUACUUAAGGCAAAUUCAUCAGUUGACAUUGUGCAUAUUUUCUGUUUUCUGAUUAUUCUCUCAUUUCUGAGUUUUAAAAAAUAAAUGACUCAUUCUAGAAAUUCACCUAAAUGAAUAGGUGUGUAUACUUUGGCUGGAGAGCAAUACAGUAAUGACUGAGAAAUUAUUCUGUGUUUAAUUGGAUGUUUUAGGUAAUAUAGUUAUUGCAUUUUUACAGUGAAUCUUUCUUAGUAUGGAUGUUUCUGCUCAGGUUUGUAAGGGUUACUUCAGAAUCAUUACUUUGUUUUGAUCACUUAGUUUUAAUGCCACAUUUAGGGGCUUCAUCAAUAUAGAAUGUCAAGCUUUCUGGCAUUUGGAAUAAAUCAGAAAAGACAAAUUCCUUCUUCAAAUUUCAAGUCACCAAGCAAUAUGAGAAGGUAUCCAGGAAUAGUAGUUAUCUUAAAAUAAAUUUUUUUAGAAAUAUAAUAAUGAUAAAUAUCUUUAUAAUUUUUACUAUUUGUACUUUGUAAACACCUUACAUAUAUUAAUUCAAUUAAUUUAUUUAAUCAUCAUAUCAAUCCUGUUAAGGUAAAUGCUCUUAUUAUCUCUCUUAUAUGGAUCAGGAGUCAGCAAACUGUUAACCUAUUUUUUGCAUGGUCUUUGAGCUAAUCAUGAUUUCAUAUGUGUAAAGGAUUGUAUUAAAAAAAAGGAGAAGGAGCAUCAGAGAGUGUGUAUGGCCCAUAAAGCCUAAAAUGUUUACUGUACAGAUCUUUUGCACAAAAACUUUGCUGAACUCUUAAUAUUGAAAAUGAGGCAAGAUAGGUUAAGUAACAUGCUUAAGUUCAUGCUGCAAACAUAUUGGAAAACCUGGGUUUAUAGUCUAGAAGAUCUGGCACCAAAUUUAUGUGUUCUUAAUCUCUAUAUGAUUUCUCAAAACAGCUAAAGACUAACCUAAAAUGUAAUAGGGUAAUUUGAAAUUACUUAUUAAAUAAUUAUUAAAAAUGAAACAUUAGGUACCAAUGGCUUGAAAGUAAUUCUUUGAAACCCCCUUUCCCCCUUCCCCAUAAGAUUCAUAGGCAAGUCUUUGCUCUGUACAGUCAUUUUCCUUCCUUUUCUUUAAAUGGGUGGCAAGAGAUUGACGGAUUGUGAAGCUUCAGAUUGUCCCCAAGGAUCUGGCUUAGAUUUCCAGGUUUCCCCAUGAAUCUUAUUUUGAGAUAAAUGAUAACUAGUGUUGAUGGUCUUGAAAUAUGUAUAGUAGAAUGUGGAAACAUUUAUAAUUCAGUUUGUACAUAUUUUUUAAGUUAUGUGAUAAUAAGUAACAACUAUAACUAAAAAUAUUUUCUUAAUUACAAACAUAGUUAUGCUUUUGUUCACUCUAUACACUGCUUGGCCCCAGACAUGAGAAUUCUUUCUCAGGAAACAUGCAGCAGAGUAGAGUACACAAAAUGCCAACUUUCUUGCCAGAGGAUCAGAAAGGGGAGAUCCUCAAUAUAAACCUGUGUCUCAAACUUUGAAAACUAAGCUACAAAAUAGACUAUGACUCAAGUUCAAGAUUGGCCCCCUGGGCGGCAUACAUAUGGGCUAGAUAGGAACAAAAAUGCAAAAGUUUGAAAGCAUAAAAUUGAAACAAAUCCUUAACAAGACUUGUAACUUUAGGCCUAAACCCAACCAGGUUGAACUCCUACUAAAAUCAUCAACAUCUCUAUAGAAUUUAAACAAGAUUUAGACUCAAAAUAAUAUUCCAGAGAUCAAGAAGAAAAUCCAAAAUAUCUAAGUAUACAAAAAUCAGAGGGGAAAAAUGACAUAGGCAAAGAAAAGGCAAUGUCAGGGUAACACAGAUCUUAGAAAUAUCUGACAAAGACUUUAAAACAGGUAUUAUAAAAAUGCUCAAAGUGUAAACAUAUGGAGAGGUAAAAAGUCAGCAUAAAACUAGAAGAAAUGAAUGAAAAGUUUAGAACUGAAAAAAUAUACUUGGAAUAAGCCUCACUGCAUGAGUUCAAAUGCAGAAUAGAAAUGACAGAGGAAGGACUCCUUGAACUUGAAGAUAAAUUAGAAAUCAUUUAAUCUGAAUAUCAGGGGGAAAAAAAGGAUGAGCAGAUUCUUAGGGACUUAGGAGACAAGUCUACAUUUAUGCAGAGUCCCAGAAGAAAAGGAGAAAAGGCGCAGUACAUGAAAAGGAUUUGAAAUAAUUGUAGCAAAAAACUCUCCACUUAUGGUUAAGAGCAUAGAUUAUAGAUUUUAUUUAGGUGGUCAACUUGAAAGCAGUGACAUAAAAAUGACAUAUUAGUUUUAAGGGAACACUGAUUCAAAUUACUUGAUUUAUCAGAAAUUGUUGAGGCCAGAAGGAAGUGACACACCAUUUUAAAUUUUUUUAACUGUCAACUCAGAAUUCUAUAUCCAAUAAAAAAAUCCUUCAGGAAUUAAGAUGAAAUUAAGAAAAUCCAAGAGCAUUCAUUGCUUUCAAACCUGCUCUAAACUAAUUGCUAAAGGAAGUUCUUUAAAAAGAAAAAGCACCAGAAGGUAAAGAACAUUUGGUAUUCUAUCCCCCCACCCAGGGGAUUGAAACUGGGGAUUGAACCCAGGGAGUUCUACCACCGACCUACAUCCUCAGCCCUUUUUAUUUUUUAUAUUUAUGCAGGAUCUAUGUCACCCAGGUAGGCCUUGAAUUUGUGAUCCCUCCGCCUCACCAUUCUCUGGGAUUGUAGGUAUGCAAUACUACAUGCUGCUAACUUCUUGUAUUCUUAAAAUGUGUUUGACAGUUGAAAACAUUGUGGUAUGGGACUUCAGUGUAUGUAAAUGUGACCAAUAAGACAACUGAAAAUAGGGCUGGGGUUGUAGCUCAGUGGUGGAGCGCUUGCCUCACUCCUGUGAGGCACUGGGCUCAACCCUCAGCACCACAUAAAAAUAAAGUUAUUGUAUCCAUCACAACUUGAAAAAAUAUUUUUUUAAAAAAAGACAACUGAAAAUAAACAGGGAAAGUAAAAGGUCCAAUAUUGUGCUUUCUAUAUAAUGUACUGGAAAAAUAUUUUUUCUAUAUACACUUUGAAAAGUAUAUUUAUUAUAGCAUCUGAAGAACCCACAAAAAGGAAGCUAUACAAAGAAAUAUAGAAAAAACUAAAAAUUUAAAUUCAAAUUUUUAAAAUAUGCUCACCUGAUCCAAAAAAGGAAAAAAAAGGGGAAAUGAUAAAUUGAAAAUAAAAGAAAAUUAAAUAGUAAACCUGAAUAAAAACAUAAAAUAAUAAAUCCAAACAUACUAAUAAUUUAUUAAUUAAUUUAAACAUAUCAAUGAAAAGAUUGUUUUUCUGGAUAAUGCUUUUUCUUUUUAACCCAAUUGAUCAACAAAUAUGUGAAAAAAUGUUCAACAUCUCAACAUCUCUAGCAAUUAGAGAAAUGCAAAUCAAAACUACUCUAAGAUUUCAUCUCUCUCCAGUCAGAAUGGCAAUUAUCAAGAACACAAGCAACAAUAAAUGUUGGCAAGGAUGUGGGGAAAAGGUACACUCUUACAUUGCUGAUGGGACCGCAAAUUGGUGCAAUCAUUAUGGAAAGCAUUAUGGAGAUUUCUCAGAAAACUUGGAAUAGAACUUUCAUUUGGCCCAGUUAUCCCACUUCUUGGUAUAUAUACCAAAAAAACUUAAAAUAAGCAUAGUACGGUGAGGGAACCACUCAAUUCACAAUAGCUAAACUAUGGAACCAACUUAGGUGCCCUUCAACAGAGGAAUGGAUAAAGAAAUUGUGGUAUAUACACACGAUGGAAUAUUACUCAGCCUUAAAGAAUGAAAUUAUGGAACUUGCUGGUAAAUGGAUGGAACCAGAGAAUAUUAUGCUAAGUGAAAUAUGCCAGUCCCAAAGAACCAAGGGCUGAAUGUUUUCUCUGAUCGCAGGUGCUAAUUCACAAUAAAGGUGGGGGGAAUAGAGGUACUUUGUAUUAGAGGGGAAUGAAGGGAGGGUAGGGGGUAUGGAGGUAGGAAUGACAGUAGAAUGAGACAGAUAUUAUUACCCUAUGUGCAUAUAUGAUUACAUAACCUGUGUAACUCUACAUUAUGUACAACUAGAAGAAUGAGAAGUUAUACUCCAUUUAUGUAUGAUGUGUCAAAAUGUAUUCUACUGUCAUGUAUAACUAAUUAAAACAAAUUUAAAAUUUUAAAACAUUACCCAAACAUUCUUACUUGUUUAUGCUGUCUACAAGUAAGUCAUGUCAAAUAUGAUAUAAUAAUGUAAAAAGUUGGAUAAAAUAUCUACUAUCAAAAGAAUAUUAAUAUCAGACAAAUAAUAUUUCAGAACAUGGAAUAUUUGGGGAAAUAAAGCAAAAACACAAUAAUAAAAGAAUAUAGGCACCAAAAACAAAACUAUUUAAAUGUGUACACAACUAAAAGCAGCUUCAAAAUACUCAAAGAAAAAUUCACAGAUCUGAAAGAAAAAGAUCAAUGACUAAAGCUAAGUACUUCAAUACUUCUUUUGAUAGUCAGUAUAACUUGUGGACAGAUGAUCAGCAAAGAUAUAAAAUAAUUCAAAUAUCAUCAAACAGCUAGAUAUAAUUUACAUCUGUGGAAUAUUCCAACACCAACAAAUUAGUACUCUUUUCAAAUGCAUAUGGAAUAUUUACAAGAUAGACCAUAUAUUCAGUCAUAAAACAAAUCUGAUUAGAUUUAAAUAACUAGAAUCAUGCAGAAUAUAUACUUAGGCCUUGAAUUAAACUGGUAAUCAAUACUGUGUUAACAUCUCCAAAUGUUUAGACAUUAAACACAAAUAAUCCAUAAAUCAAGGAGGAUGAUUCAAGAGAAAUAAGAAAUGUGUAACUAAACAAAAUGAAAAUGCAACAUAAAAUUUGUAGGAUGAAAUCAGUAACGCUUGAAGGGAAAUAACAUUAGGAAGGAAAACUAAAUUCAAUAGCUUAUGCUUGUGUGUUAAACUAGAAAAAGAAGAGUAAAUUAAACCUAAGGCACACAGCAGAAGCCACUGAACUACAAAGAUAACAUGGACACGUGAUACAGAGAAUUCAGAAACAAACAAAAGUCUGGUUGUUAGAAAAAAUUACCUGUGUUCCAAAAGUGGUUCUAGGCCUUAGUUGAACCUUGUUUUUGGCUCACAUGUCUUAUCCUUAUUUAAUUGCUAGGUAAUUCUCACUACCAGAAAUAGAAGAUACUUUAUAUGGUAAACAUAGCUUGCUGAGACAACCCAGUCUGUAUUUGGGAGUCUGAGGAAUAUUUUCUGGGUCCAUGAUUGAUCAUGCUAAAAUUAACUUUUGAAGUUAGAAGUGACUGGUAGAGAGCAUUGAAGACAUCAUAAACAAGAACACUGAAGUAUUGUUCCAUUGUUUCUGACAACUUGGUGUAUGGGAGAUACUAUGUAAACAUGUAUGUAUGGUUGAAUUGUCUAAAUCAUUGCAAAAUUGAGACUGAAUAAAGGUGAAAUUUAGAUAAUUUUGUACUUAAAAUGUGAAUUUAUAUUUGUACUUUGAAAUUAAUCAAUAAAGGUGAUACCCUGAA
Molecule: messenger RNA, 10173 nt
Organism: Marmota monax (woodchuck)
Lineage: Eukaryota; Metazoa; Chordata; Mammalia; Rodentia; Sciuridae
Gene: Arl6
Product: ADP ribosylation factor like GTPase 6
Exons: 9
Coding region: 570-1130 (186 amino acids)
Biological process (GO): intracellular protein transport; vesicle-mediated transport; protein localization to cilium
Cellular component (GO): cytoplasm; axoneme
Molecular function (GO): GTP binding; GTPase activity
Source: RefSeq, a predicted model, not a curated record